AUGGCUUCUCUUUCUGGGUUUCCUGCAUCUUUGAAUGCAACAAUUGUAAUAAAAGAAGGUGUAUAUGCUCCAGCAAUAGCUACUGUAUGUGCACUCAUAGUUUUCUUGUGGGUUUUGCACAGGAAGAAUACAUUGGGACUCAGAUUGCCCCCGGGCCCGUUUGCAUGGCCCAUUAUUGGAAAUCUGAACCAGCUGCGGAAGCUUCCUCAUCGUGAUCUUCAUGAACUUGCUAAGAAAUAUGGGCCCAUUAUGAUGUUGAAAUUGGGUUCUGUUCGCACUGUUGUGGUUUCUUCUUCUGCCAUGGGCAAGGAGUUCUUGAAAACGCAUGAUAUGGUUUUUGCCAGCCGACCUUCUUCUGCUGUGGGAAAAUACAUCGGCUAUAAUAACAAGGAUCUGAUAUUUGCACCUUACGGGGCUUAUUGGAGACAUAUGAGAAAGCUGUGUGUGGUAGAAUUGCUGAAUAGCAAAAUGAUCGAUUCCUUCAGAUGUGUACGAGAGAAAGAAAUGCUUGCCCUUGUUCGUUUAGUGUGGGUGAUGUCUGGGCAGGGUAGGAAGCCUGUUAAUCUGACCAGCUUGGUUUCAUCGUUUGGGCAGGCUGUUAUGUGGCGAAUUCUUUCUGGUACGAAAGUUUCUAUUCAUGGUAAUGCUCAUCUGGGUGGUCAUGGCGAAGAGAUAAAGAAGAUGGUAUCAGAGACGAUUGCUACAAUAGGAGCUGUCAAUAUCGGGGACCUUAUUCCUUACUUGGACUGGUUGGACUUGCAAGGAGUGAAGCAACGCAUGAAAAAGGUACACAGUUCCUUGGACCAAGUGAUAAGUAAAAUAAUAGAGGAGCACCAGCAGCGCAGGAGGGAGUUCCACAAGGAGGAUGAGUUGCAGUCUGAGACUAAGGACAUCAUUGACGUGCUCUUGGAAAUGGAGAAUCUCGAUGGAAGGGAAAUCACAGAAGAAAACAUUAAAGCAAUUGUUUUUGAUAUGUUCUUGGCUGGAGUUGAAACGACGUCUACUGCGUCAGAUUGGGCAAUGAGUUUGAUUCUUAAGAACCCCGGUGUGGCCAAGAAAAUUCAAGAGGAAAUUGAUUCAGUGGUAGGCAGAGAGAGGAGUGUAAGUGAGGAUGAUCUAGCAAGCAUGGAGUACGUGCAGUGUGUGGCGAAGGAGACGUUGAGGUUAUAUCCAGUAGCACCGUUGAUGGUUCCACACGAAUCCACACAAGAUUGUAUAGUUGGUGGAUACUUUAUUCCUGAGAGAAGCAGGCUUAUUGUCAAUGCUUGGGCUAUUGGAAGAGAUCCAUCCCUGUGGAAAGAUCCCCUGGAAUUCAAGCCGGAGAGAUUUAUGGGUAAGAAUGUUGAUAUUGUGAGAGACAAAGACUUUUUUGAUAUGGUGCCGUUUGGAGCAGGAAGGAGAGGAUGCCCAGGGGCCAGCCAUGGCCAUUGUGACCAUGAACCUUCUUCUAGCACAGCUAAUUCACUGUUUUGAGUGGAGCGUGGAAGGGGAUUUGGAUAUGACGGAAGUCUUUGGAGCCACUACGCCCAGAAGUGUGGACCUUCUCGCUCGUCCUACACUUAGGCUAUCCACCUGCCCUUGAAUUUAACACUAUAUUUCCUAUUUCCUUGUGCAACGUGAUCCAACUUUUUAUGUUUUUUAUAUAGGUAAGCUCCAAACUCCCGUGUCCUUUAGUUACCUACUCCAUGAUUGAUAUUACUAUUAGUAAUUAUGUUAGUUUCCUAAUGUUUUUGGUGAUCGACUUUUAAUAGUUUGUGUAAGCUCCUCAUCUUCCACUUAAAAUGUAAAAGAAUAUUGUACGUGUUCUAUGUUUUCAUAUAUGUGAGAUUUCAUUUCUAUA
Messenger RNA from Cryptomeria japonica (Japanese cedar), 1840 nucleotides. Its product is annotated as cytochrome P450 750A1. Bases 1 to 1473 code for a protein of 490 amino acids. Gene Ontology annotation, molecular function: iron ion binding; oxidoreductase activity, acting on paired donors, with incorporation or reduction of molecular oxygen; monooxygenase activity. NCBI's taxonomy places the organism in Eukaryota, Viridiplantae, Streptophyta, Pinopsida, Cupressales, Cupressaceae. The transcript has 2 exons. The record is from RefSeq and is a predicted model, not a curated record.